GAAAGCCGUGUUGUUGAGAGUGGGAUUCUCUCCUGGCGCGCUAGACCGACUUCCAGGUUCUUGCUUCAUCUCAGAAAGAAAAAAUGGAAGCCCUGCCUGAUGUUACUUCUUUUGGAACUAAACUUAAAAACACUCUCAUACAGUACCAUAGUACUGAAGAUGAUAAGUGGCGAGUUGCCAAGAAAACAAAAGAUGUAACAGUUUGGAGAAAACCCUCAGAAUUAUUUAAUGGCUAUCUCUACAAAGCUCAAGGUGUCAUAGAUGAUGUUUUCAGUAGCACCAUAGACCAUAUACGCCCAGGGCCUUGUCGUUUGGAUUGGGACAGCUUAAUGACUUCAUUGGAUAUUUUGGAGCACUUUGAAGAGAAUUGCUGUGUGAUGCGUUAUACUACUGCUGGUCAGCUUUGGAAUAUAAUUUCCCCAAGAGAGUUUGUUGACUUCUCCUAUACUGUGAGCUAUCAAGAAGGGCUUUUAUCCUGUGGGAUAAGUCUUGACUGGAGUGAAAAGAGACCAGAAUUUGUUAGAGGAUAUAACCAUCCCUGUGGCUGGUUUUGUGUUCCUCUCAAAGACAAUCCAAGCCAGAGUCUUUUGACCGGCUACAUUCAGACGGACCUGCGUGGGAUGAUUCCUCAGUCUGCGGUAGACACGGCCAUGGCAAGCACUUUAACCAACUUCUACGGCGACUUACGAAAAGCUUUACAGAAGACAUAGUAUCUUCAAACUGUUAGUACUGUGACCCUCUCGAUCAACUCUCUCUCUCCUGUGCAUAGCCUGUAAAAAUCAUCCAUUCUACUUUCCUGCAUAGCCUGUAGAAAAAUUUGAUAUGUUUUUGGUUUAGUAGCACAAUGUUUUAUUUUGUUCCUAUAGUAAAUAGCUAUCUAAGAGAGGGCAUUUCAGUUCUCUUGGACAGUAAUUUGCACAUUGUUUGGUAUGGCAGUGAGGACUAUGACAGAAAUCCACAAAGAAGUCGGCACAGUUCUUUGACCCAAACCCUUAAAAAGUUAAAUGUUAUCUCAGAAUGAAUAUUUUGGCUGCAUGGAGAUUAGCAAAAUCACAAGCUUUAUGCUGUUAGAUUAAAAUCACUAUUUUAGAGCCUUAUGAACAUUUUAUAAAAGUUUAAUUUUUUUGAACUUAAAUAGUAGCAUUUUGCUGUUGUCAUCCUCUGUGAGUUUGGCAAUAUCUUAAACAAAAGAAAAAGUGCUUCCGUCUCUACAGUGUCUACAGAGAAACUUCACUGUCAAUUGACUUGCACUCCUGUAAGUUUUGAAAAGACUAGAAAUGAGAAAAUAGAUUAUCUACAGUUUUAUUAAGUUAAUUAAAAAAGUCAAUCAGCAACUACGGGUACAAUUCAAAUAACAAUUUAGUUUUGAUAUCUAGGUAGUAUAUCUAGUGUAUUUUUUGUAUUUUUGAAAACACAUUUGUAGAUUUAUUUUGAGAGUCUUAACGUUUAUGCAUGACUAUGAUAGUAAAAAAUUCUGCCAAAUAUGCACUGGGAAUACCCAUUUAUUGAGCAGUACUCUGGGUUGUGUGACAUGGGUGGUGGUAUACUGUAAUCACCAACAGAGAGUCUUCUCUCUAAAAAGUCACACUGAAUGUUCUGUACAUAUCAAUUUUAUAAGUAUCAACUCACAAAGCAUUAUAAACUUCAUCAUAGAUAUUUGCGUUUGUGAUGUGACUUCAGUCUGAAACUAGAACAAAUGCAUUCUAACAUAUAUCCAAAUGCCUGUUAGCUAUCAUUUUAUAAUGACUAGAAUGGCUAUAGUAGGUCCCUUGAUUCUGUGGCUGCCCUAAGUGAACAUUUGUAAGUGAUUUUAACAUUCUAAAUGAUUCUUUGGCUUUUGAACUAUCAGCUAGUUUAUUUCUGAAAUGAGAACUUGAGGCAACUCAGUGUGUCCAGGCACGUCUUUGUAUGUUUAUAAAUACACAUACACAUCCUGAAAGCC
Molecule: messenger RNA, 1942 nt
Organism: Otolemur garnettii (small-eared galago)
Lineage: Eukaryota; Metazoa; Chordata; Mammalia; Primates; Galagidae
Gene: STARD4
Product: StAR related lipid transfer domain containing 4
Exons: 6
Coding region: 84-710 (208 amino acids)
Biological process (GO): intracellular cholesterol transport; cholesterol import; cholesterol transport involved in cholesterol storage
Cellular component (GO): endoplasmic reticulum; cytosol
Molecular function (GO): cholesterol transfer activity; cholesterol binding
Source: RefSeq, a predicted model, not a curated record